Messenger RNA from Macrosiphum euphorbiae (potato aphid), 306 nucleotides. The record is from the annotation of a GenBank genome assembly. Lineage: Eukaryota; Metazoa; Arthropoda; Insecta; Hemiptera; Aphididae.
AUGUUCGAGUCGUUUUCGGACAUAAAAUCAUAUGACAGAUUUGGACAUAAGACACGCUCGAUAACUAAUGCGCUGACUUUCAUGAUAGCAAACGACAAUAUGCCAUUAUCAACCACCGAAAAUAAAGGAUUUAAAUAUCUUAUGCAAAAAGCAGCGCCUAUGUAUAAACUUCCUUCCAGGAAUACAACAACUAACUUAAUAAAAAGUAAAUAUGAAGUGUUAUCAAAUUUAAUUAAAUCCAAACUCAGUGUGAUUGAUUAUUUAACAUUAACAUCAGACAUCUGGACUGGUACAAUCAACACGUAA